GACAAGUACACGGACUGGCACAGUAUAAUGAUUCUUACACCUUGAUUUCUUCCUAACAUUUUAAGAUGGUUGUCAAACAUCCAACUUAUUUAGAUAAGCAAAAUAUUAGCUCAGUACACGUGAUGUGCUGAAACUUUACUUUUAAUUCUUACGCUUGCAAAGGCAGAAAAAUGGAUACAAUUCUUUUUCUUUUGGAUUUCGUAAUAACCUUUGAGUAAUCAUUGGGUUGUGACUGGCUAGUGUCUGUCAUCUGUUGUAUGUGUUAUGUUUGAAACCUUAAGAGAGAAAUGAUCCAACAUCUUAAGUUUGGUCAAACAGUUCUGAUUCAAUUAUUCUUAGCAGUAAUAUUUCUAGACAAGCUAGACACAGCAACUUUUGGCUACAUCUAUUUGUUUCUGCUGGUCUGGCGCUCAAAAGGUCGCUAGACGCCGCACAAAUGCUGAAAAAACAUCGGCAAAUUUCUACCUAUAAGCAGAUAACCCAAGAUAUACAGUGUUCAGUUGGGAAGUCAAAGCUAUAAAACUAAGGGACAGGUUCAAAUGCUGUUAAUGACAGAAGAGAAUUUGUGCUCAGCUCUGUCCUCUCUGGGGAUUCAAGUGCAAAGACAAGCAUUUAGUUUUAUGUCCUCUUAUAAUCUCUCCACAUUUUUAUUUGUCGCGUUUUAGGUGACACGUUGCGACAGAGGUGUUGUAAACUUUAAAAGGCAUAAUUGAGUGUUGUCAAUUUUUUAUGACCGCGAAACAUUCUUUUUUCAACAUAAAUGUGAUGCACUCCAUCAACGUGUGCACACUUGUGCAACUACAUUCUUAUGUGUGUAUAUGUGUACACACAUGCAUGCAUGCACACACCCACACACACACACACACGUGUAUAUCAUGUAUCAGAUUUUUCCCAAAAAUAAUAUUGAGUUCAAACCUGGCUUUUAAACAUGAGUGUCAACUUUUUAUAACCAUUGUAGUAUAUAAACAGUCAUCCGUGUCCUCAACACGUCUAUCCCCCUAAUAUUUGCUGAAAUAUUUCCCCGUCCCACUUUUCACCCUCUCCUCCCAAAUAACAUAAUCUCCACCCCUUCCUCACCUCGAUGUGUUUUUUGCCCAAUUGUCUGCCUGACCGUUGAGAAUAGUUAAUACAAGCAGCCAAUCUCACACUUUCUCAGACAUCCAAAAUGAAUUUCACAAUCACCUUUUUCAAGCACUGGUAGAUCUGCCAUUGUGUGAUGGACCUCCCAUCCAUCACGUAUCUCUUCACUCCACGACGUGCGUCUCUUAUGAAUGUGUUUUUGUGUGUGCUGUACAAUGGAGCGCUUAGGGGCCAGCUGCUCAGGAGUGAGGCUGGGCAUUAACCCAACAGAUGGAGCCAGCCUGGGCUCCCAGCCUCGCAUAUGGUGGCCAGGAGUAGAGUUGGCUAAUGGAGCAUGGACACACAAACACUUGGACAGUGACCUGCUGACGUUUAAUAUCUCAGCCCAUCACUCGUGGUGGAGCGAGCAUGGGCCAGGCUGUGUAAGGAGAGAAAUGCCACAAUCUGAAGGGGUCUUCACCACUGAAAGCCACUCCUACAUCACUGUCAUGGGCUGCCUCAUGGACUACCAGUACAUUGAGGUCAUGCAUAGUGGAACUCAGAUCCUGGCAGCUCUCCUCGGCUUUGUGUACGCCUGCUAUGUUGUCAGCGCCAUGACUGAAGAAGAGGACAGCUUUGAUUUUAUUGGUGGAUUUGAGCCAUUCCCACUCUACCAUGUCAAUGAGAAACCAUCUCAUCUUCUCCUAAAGCAGGUGUCCCUGUCUACGUAAAUAGAAGAUCAAUCAUCUCUUCAUGCUGACAUUGUUUGUCAACUUGCCACAAUUACGGGACAUUGUGCCAGACUUUUCCCUCCUGCUCUCACUUUACUGUUUAUAAGUACAUGGCACUCACUGGUGGGCUGCAUGAAAAAAAAAAAAGCACCUCUGAUUGAUUGUCCUCUUUAUUAGUAGUGUCAAAUGUCUCUUUUCAAGCAACUUUGGGGAAACGUUUUUUUUUUUAUUGUAUCUGUGCUGAGGUGCUGUGGCUUUCCAAUCAACUGUAAAGAUCAUCACCUAAGUUGUUCUGAGUUUCUAAUGGCUCAGCAUUCCCGAUGUGUGGCACUGUGUUUUAGAGCUGAAAUCAUUUUGCAUGUCCACUGCUGCUUCGGUUCACAUUCUGGCCGGAAGGGCUGAAUCAUAGUGGAAGGAACACACCAUUGUGCCCUGCCUGUUUACCUCAGGCCAGGGUCUACAAACGUACUGUACCAGAAAAGGAAGCUGAUCUACAGGGUCACACAUUAAAAAUAGACAAUGUGAAUAAAGCAAUGAUGGCAGGAAAAGGAAUUUAGUUUAAUGUGAGAUAUGAAGAAUGCAAAAAUCAUGGCAUGCACAUUUUAGAUAUUUGAUUUGUGAAGUCUUACGUUUCUGAUUAUUUUCACCCAAAGACAAGUCGCCAUCAGUGAAGUAUCAAGUGUUUGUGUUUGGAAAAAGCGCUGGUUGGUGAAUGUGAGAUUGUAACACAAUUUCAAUCUAUUAUGAGGUCGAUUUCAACAAACAUUAGGAACUGAAGUGCAGUCAGGUGCAUCAAUAUUAGGAGGAGUUAACGGCGUAGGAAUGAAAGUAGUUCGUAUAUGUGCCUCCAACAAUCUAAGGGACCAAAACUAAUGGGGCAUCUGGCUGCUGAAAUUUGCAUAUAUAAACAUCCUCAAAUUCAAGAUGUCAGUCUGCAGUUAAAGCACAUAUUGUUUAUUUCAUUUCAAAUCCACUGUGGUGGAUUUUAGAGCAGCCAAAAAGGUGACAAUUGUGUCCAUGUCCCAGUAUUUAUGGACCGGACAAUAUGUGUCUAUAAAAAUAACAAUGGAACUCGUCAACUGACUACAUAUUAUCUGAUUUAUUUUCUUGUAAUGUUUCUAUUAAGGUAUUUCAUACUUGAAAAGGACUUAUCUGCCCAUAGCCAAUGUGCUUCAAGUCACUUAGUGAGAGACAAAUCCACUGUUGCCUUACUGCCCUCUAGUGGUUACUGCGUUCAUGCGCAAGAGCAGAAGGAUUUACUCCCCCCCACACACUCCAAGUCCAGCAUUACAUUGUUCUAGUUUGUUUUGAAGUCAGAUGAAAUAGCACAAGAAAUGUUAUUCAGCGGUUUAUGUCCACUUGCUUUUAUCAUUCAAAGUUUUGUUUCUCUGGACCUCUUGUUGAAAUGUUUUUGCGCUCUACUCUAGCGCAUGAGGUGGCUUCGGGAUCACAAAGACGUUUUCCUUGUUUUUGUUCUAUUCGCAGACCUUUGUGUUGUUUCUAGGAAGCUGGAAAUAGCUCUUAUCAGAUUGCUGUAAUAUUCUCACUGCCGGGUGUUCACAAAAGAACCCAGCCCAGUGCUGCUUUUUGACCAUACAAUGAACUGCAUUGAGUGUGAUGCAAAUGCAAAUAUGUCUUUAUUUAUGUGCAGUUACACACACUGUAUUUCCCAACUUUUUUUUUUUUUUUUUUAGCUAUUUACAUUAGCAAAAUAUUGGCACUCCACGAAACAUGUUAGAAAAAGUCAAAAUACCGAAAUAAUGAUGACAGAUGAUCUUCCACUGUUUGUUGCUGGCAAAUGUAUGUUUGUAAUUGAUAAAUCAUUUGAAGACAAAUGAGGUCAAAUGGGACAGUUUGCCAUCACACUCUGGUUAAGAAUCAAUACUGUAAUGUGUGUGUGCGUGUGCGCAUGCGUCUCUUUGUGUCAUAAUCAGUACCAAAAAAAUUGAUAGUAAAUCUUCCAUUUUACUCUUGUUGUAAUAUAACUUCUUAAAACUGUUCCAUGUACUGAAGAGAUAACACAUUCUUGUUAAUAUUUAUAUGGACAUUGUUUUCUAUUUUUGCUUUCAAUUUGUCCCCAAGCCUAAUGCGAUCCGUCCAUUUUCCAUAUAUAUUCUUUGUGAUCAUGUAAAUAAUAUUAAAACAAAUGAUUCUCUUUCAGUA
Messenger RNA from Syngnathus typhle (broad-nosed pipefish), 3953 nucleotides. It is a transcript of the gene nkain4, whose product is annotated as sodium/potassium transporting ATPase interacting 4. Lineage: Eukaryota; Metazoa; Chordata; Actinopteri; Syngnathiformes; Syngnathidae. The coding region runs from base 1272 to 1790 and encodes 172 amino acids. Gene Ontology annotation, biological process: regulation of sodium ion transport. The record is from RefSeq and is a predicted model, not a curated record. The transcript is spliced from 5 exons.